Molecule: messenger RNA, 4727 nt
Organism: Mizuhopecten yessoensis (Yesso scallop)
Lineage: Eukaryota; Metazoa; Mollusca; Bivalvia; Pectinida; Pectinidae
Exons: 4
Coding region: 370-2586 (738 amino acids)
Source: RefSeq, a predicted model, not a curated record
CACCUGUUCACUGUUUGUGUGGUGUAGGGACAGUAAAGUACAGGACGUCUUACGUUAGUAAGGUCAUUGCAGGAAGGCAUAUACUUUCAUACAUACAUAUAAAUCCAAACUAACAUAUUAAAAUUAUCGGCCAGUUCCAGGUAUCGUACAAUAUACACUGUAGGGUAGAUAACAUGCCUACACACUCGGGAAUUCUUCCUAAUAAUGAUCUUCUAGGAAUUUGUGAAGAAUUAAACAACGUCAAGUAUACUCUUAUAUAUUUUAUAUACAAAGCGAAAACAAAUGGAAUUACCUUGUAUUCACUAGUUUAUCAUUUGAAAAAACGAAAGUAGAUCUGGCGUUCCAUUUUGUCAACUUGGUGAGAAGAAAAUGGCAUCGCCUUUACCCGAGUACACGGGUAAGGAUUUGAUACAAAGUGUACAUGACAAAGAUGUGGUGAAGCUUGCUGCUGUGGUAAACAGUGGUAUCAGUGUGACUUACAGGACAAAACGUGGCACUUCGGUGUUGCACGUCGCAGCAAUGCUUAGAGAUAAAGAAAUGAUGCUUCAUCUUUUAAAAAAGUAUCCCCUUUGCAUAGAAAUUGGCAAAAAGCUUGAUAAACAAAAGGGGUACAAUGCUAUGCAUCACUGGUGUGCAAAUGAAGGAGACAGUGAAGUCUUUGACCAGUUAACACGUGCAGGAUUUGACUGUAAAGACACAACGUCUGCUGGUCAAACAUCAUUGGAUUUAGCCAAGAACACAAAAACCGAUGUUUUGGUGAAGCAUAUAGAGAGCGUCUUGAAAGAUCCGUCCAUUGGUGAUUUCUCGACUUGGACCGAGUUACAUGAAUGUGCAAUAGAUGGAGAAGCAUUAACAUGUUUAAAUCUGAUUGAAAACAAUAACGGUGCGGACGUAAUGAAAUGUGCUACCUGUCCAAGGACAAAUAUUAAGAUAGAACUUCCACCUUCUCUUACACCACUGGAAGUAGCAGUAUAUUUUGACAAUUGUGCAGUUCUGAGACCGUUGGUGAUGUAUACAGAAUAUCACAUCAUUCAGAAAUGUCUGAAAAUUGUGAAAAUUUCCACAAAAGCCAAGCAAUGCCUACUUAGAGAAAUUUGUAGUAAAUUGCGUAAGGAGUAUAAGGAGGAUUGUGUAGUAUUUGGGAAAAUAUGUGGAGAAGGAGAAGAAAACAAAGGAAAGGUGUGUGUCGUCUUCAGCAAAACAAAGACACAUGGGAAAGAGACAAAAAAAGCAGGUUAUAGAAUUUUGUUUCGUAACCCUUCCAUUUGCGAGAAAGAUGGAAGAGACGAGGGAAGAGAAGUUUUGCAACAUUGUCACAGGCGCAACUACCUGUUAUCAGACACUGAUAAAACGCGAAUAGACAAAGCCAUAAAUAGUAAAUGUGACCAUUUGUGGGCCAAGCAUUCCAACAUCAGAGGGUUCAUAUCAUCACCAGUCAAAUGUAGUAAAGGAAAGUUCAUAGAGACACCCUGCGUGGUCAUACUUUGCCUAUUCAAAUCCUUCAUACCCGAAAAUGAGUCUCGAUUUCCAGACGUCCUAAAUGUGGACGAUGAGGUCGUUCCAGUCGAUGUCCGGGAAGGAUGCUUCAACUUGGUGGGAUGUGACAAUCCUUUGGCGACCCAUGUGCGUUUAAAUAUGGGUUGUAACAUUGGAACAAACGAUGAAACGUCACGGUUCGGAACCUUGGGACCAUUUGUUGAUAUAGAAGGUAAACUUGCUUUCCUAACGUGUGCACAUGUCAUGUUCUCACUACAAGAAUGUCUCAAAAAGGCAGGUGUGCAAGAUCAAUCUAGAGGAACACAACUUGAUUUUACCCAACAUGGGGGGACAAGACGCGAGGAUAGGGAACACGAUCAGCAAUGUGAUCCUCAUGAAUCUGAAUCAACUAAACGUUUGGCAUUGCAGCCCGCAAGCAGUUCAUCUGGUGUAUCAUCAGGCAAAGAUGAUCGCGAGUGCGGACAAGUGAAAAAGUGGGAUUACGCAAUUGACCAGGAAACAUCAAUCGACAUAGCUGUUGUCGAAAUAACCAAGCAAGACAGAAUACCUCUUUCAGGUCGAUUCACUGUGUAUGAUAUGAAACAACUAAAGAUGAGUGGUUAUGCCAACGAUGAGCCUACAUUCGAUACCGGUAAGGUAGGACAGCCAACAUAUGUUGAAGGUGAAAGGGAACAAGCAGUACCUGCAGCCACUGAAGACGGACCACCAAAACCAGAUGGAAGAGGAGAACAUAUACCUGAUCCGAGAAACAACAUUAUCCUUUUUGGAAGUUCAUCAGGUCUGACAAACGGUAAAUAUAGAAACAGCUCAAAAGUUCAGUUCACAACAAAACUGUGUGGAACGACCAAUGCACAUGAAAGAUACCGCGGCUUGUAUUAUAUAGACAAUAGCCAAUGUGAGGAAACGCACUGCAAACUUCCUCCUCUAGCCCUCUUUGGCGAUUCUGGCGCAGGAGUCUACCAGCGAAUGGACGACAACUCUCUGGUCUGUAUCGGGGUGUUAGUAGCGGUGGAUAAUACAGGCUCUGCUCUCGUCAUUCCUAUUGAUCCGAUUCUGAAACAUUUCGAUGUGAAGCUCAAAGUUUUCUAAACGUCUCAAUCACACUAUGAUAUCGAGAAUCUCAAUAUAACAUUUAAACUCAUAUAUCACAAAUUCAUUGUUUAAGGUAAAUGGUACCAGGAAGUUUAUUGCAACGUGAUUUUUAUGGAAAACUUCUUUUGAAGAGGACUUAACAUGUAUUUCACUAUACUGACAAUGGUAAUAAUAUAUUAUCAUGUUAUAUUAUUAUGCGAACUACAUGUUAAGUCCUCUUCAAAAGAAGUUUUCCAUAAAAAUCACAUAUUGCAAUACAUUUUACGGAAUUGUAGGUGUUCAUUAUUUGAACAAUCGAAAAGUUUACCAAAGAGAGAACUGUACUGGUCAUUUACAUGGCUAAGCCUGCACUUAAUGAAUGUUGCCAUACAGGAAUCAUUCAAGGACGGCAUCAAAAUGAGUGUUCAAUUUAUGAACCACACGAACCUUACACGGGAAGUCACUCUAAGCCAGAAAGGCUCAAUUUGGUUGUUUGCUUCAUUUUCUAUAUAGAAGGGAGCAUACUCAAAGUCAGAAAUACUCUGAACGGAACUUGACUUUGCGAUUAUACCUUAUGCAGUGGUACCAUUUACGUUAAAUGAUUUAGAAUAUUUUCUGUUUCAAUUUCAUUAUCCUAGGUAUGCAUUGACAUUACAAAGUGUCUAUUUUAAUACAUGCAAUAUAUAUAAAAUUGAGAGGGCGUGGUUUUAAUGUAUUCUGUUACAUCGGAUUAUUUUAACAAUUGAUCGUUAAUCAACAUUCCUGUAGCACUCUAUAUCAUUUUAUAGAAAAUAACAAAGGGGGCAGAAUAUUUGAAGCUUGAUUCCAAUUUAGGUUAAAAACAAUCUGAAGAUAUGGUAUCCUAUGACUUGAUUCCAUGUAGUUCUUUUGAGGGAGUGUGUGGAGGAGAAUGUUUGUUUCCCACGGCUUAGUUUUGUGUAAUAACAAUUAAAUUGAUUUCUAUUCAACAUUCCUGUGCAGAUUCAGGAAAUGAUUGGGGUACUGUUUCCUACUGCCUCGUCGUACGUGGCGACUAUUGAGACCAUUGGAGAUUCGGAGAUUUUGUUUUGUGUCGUCUGCUUAUGGGAUUUUAUGGGAUAUUAUAUAAUAUGGGAGAAACGAAACUUGACCUGCUCACUGUUACUGUCUCCCUGGUUACGCGUCCAUGUCAGAAUAAUGCCAGUGUGUAAAGUAUCGAGCUACUGUCUCCCUGGUUACCAAUCGAUGUCAGAUUAAUGCCAAUGUGUAACGUAUCGCGCUACUGUUUCCCUGGUUACCCAUCUAUGUCAGAAUAAUGCCAAUGUGUAAAGUAUCACGCUACUGUCUUCCUGGCUAUUAAUCGAUGUCAGAAGAACGCCAAUGUGUAAAGUAUCACGCAUCUGUCUCCCUGGUAACCUCUCUAUGUCACAAUGAUGCCACUGUUUAAAGUGCCAUGCUACUGUUUCCCUAGUUACCCAUCUCUGUCAUAAUAAUGCCACUGUUUAAAGUGCCAUACUACUGUCUCCCUGGUUACCAAUCUGUCAGAAUAAUGCCACUGUGUAACGUAUCACGCUACUGUCUCCCUGGUUAACCGUCUAUGUCAGAAUAAUGCCAAUGUGUAAAGUAUCGAGCUACUGUCGCCCUGGUUACCAAUCUAUGUCAGAUUAAUGUCAAUGUGUAACGUAUCGCGCUACUGUUUCCCUGGUUACCCAUCUAUGUCAGAAUAAUGCCAAUGUGUAAAGUAUCACGCUACUGUCUUCCUGGCUAUUAAUCGAUGUCAGAAGAAUGCCAAUGUGUAAAGUAUCACGCAUCUGUCUCCCUGGUAAAAUUAUCUAUGUCACAAUGAUGCCACUGUUUAAAGUGCCAUGCUACUGUUUCCCUGGUUACCCAUCUCUGUCAGAAUAAUGCCACUGUUUAAAGUGCCAUACUACUGCUUCCUUAGUUACCAAUCUAUGUCAGAAUAAUGCCACUGUAUUAUGUGACAGUUGAGAGAUAGACUUACAUUUGUUAGAUAUCAACAUUAUUUAUUUUACAACAGUCAUGAAAAUAAAAACGUUUACAAUUUAUACUUAUUACUCUUGUUGGCCUGAACAUAAGUGCAUUGGGGUCUUACUGUUGUGGGAAACCGGAGUACCCGGAAAAACCCACGUGGUCAGGCAGGUGACCUCAUACCUUUUCAC